GGUUCGGAUCUUAUCAACGGUGAACGGGGACGGUGGAUGGAAGACAUGUCGCCGCCGCUGAGAGAUCUCUAUCUCCAUGAAGAAGCGCAUCUGGAGAAUCUCACUGAUUUCGCAAAUCUCUGAUCUGCUCUGCCUUUCUCGUGGCUCUUCUUCAACCUUGAAGACUCUGACCCCCUUCUCCUUUACCCUCUUCAGGUCCCCUAUACACCCUCCCUUCCAUCAUUCCGGUAAAUCUCUCUUCAGCCAAGUUCCCGGCUUGAAAACCCAAUUGCUGCGCCAUUCCGAUAAGGUUGCCACUGUUUUGGAGGCAAACCAAAUCCAAGGAGCCGCUUUUGUUGAGCUCCUCCGGCAGUUACGUCCAUGGCCCGUUUUGUCUCAAGUGGUCUUCGACUGGCGACGAAACAAGGCACUAUGCGAUGGGGUUCCUAUGACUGCUGAUGAAUACGCUAAGGGAAUUACUAUCUCUGGUAGAUUGAAGAAUGUUGAUAUGGCACUUUCCUUGUUUAACGAGUCUGCAAAGACGACCUCCGUCUACAACGCUUUGAUGGGUGCUUACAUGUGGAAUGGUUUGGCAGAUCAUUGCAAGCAGCUCUUCCUUGACUUCAGUGCUCAAGAGGACUCUACCCCAUCUGUCUCAACUUACAACAUCCUCAUUUCGCUUUAUGGCCGUUUGGUUAUGGUCGAUCGGAUGGAAGCUGUAUUCCUUCAACUUAUACAACUCAAAAUCCUUCCCAAUUCCAGCACCUACAACAACUUGAUCGCUGGCUAUAUCUAUGCUUGGAGUUGGGAUAAGAUGGAAGCUACUUUCCAGAUCAUGAAGAAGAAUGGCCUUGUUAAGCCUACCCUUGCCACUUAUUUGCUCAUGCUCAGAGGGUAUGCAAACUCGGGUAAUCUGGUUCUGAUGGAGGAGAUGUAUCAAGCUGUGAAACAUCACGUUGACAGGAAUGAGUUUAAGUUAAUUGAGUCCAUGAUAUGCGCAUACUAUAGGAGUUCUCACAAGGAUAGGAUCAGAAAAAUCAAGACUUUAACCAAGCUUAUUCCCAAGAAACGUUACAAGCCUUGGUUGUAUGUGCUCUUGAUACAGCUAUAUGGACAAGAUGAUAAUCUACAUGCCAUGGAGAAUUUCAUAGACCAGGCUAUUACAAAAGGAAUCCAGAUAGAGACAGAUGGGAUCAUGAGAUCAAUUGUGGCUAAUUACUUUAGGUGCAAUGCGGUAGAUAAGCUUGCUAAAUUUGUGCAGCGUGCUCACUCUGCUGGAUGGAAGAUGAGCAGGUCUAUGUUCCAUGGCUUAAUGCUCAUGUAUGGAUCUCAGAAGCGUUUUAAAGAGAUGGAAAAUGUCCUCUCUGAAAUGGAAAGUUUUAACAUAAGCCGAUCCAAAAAGACUCUUUGCAUUCUGCAUAGAGUAUACGCAAUGCAUGGACAGGAACAUAAGGUCAAUCAAGUCGCAGGAAUGGUGCUAAAGCAUGGACAUGACUUCCCACGACCUUUUGUGACGUGAGGGCUACCUGAAGCCCUAUGUAUCCCUUCAUCACGAACGAUACAUCGAACCUCAUUGUUGACUUCACAUACCUUGUAUAGCUCAGCUGGGCCAGUAUACUGAUGGACCAUAGUGAACCGAUAAGAAUCUACAUUAGAAAUUAUGAGGCAAAUAGGAUACAGAAUAGAAAUGUUGGAAGAGGGGUGAAUACGUUAUCUACUCAGCAUUUUGUUAGAAGGAAGCAAAAAUGUCUCAGUUGUCAGAUAGCAUACAUGUUAAUUGGUUUUACAGUGGAAGGGUGGAUCAAAGGCAAGUUUUAAUAUCUCAUCUCAAGUUGAGAUUUCUAAUUUUGGAAGUUGGAAAGUUGCUCUUUUGUCAUUGUUUCUGUUGAGAGUCAUCAGCAGCUUCCUGCUGUGUGUCUACAAUUUGCCUGAUAUAUAUAUAUAUAUAUAUAUAUAUAUAUAUAUGCAUCCACAUGCUUUAUGCUUUGUGCUUAAGGCACAAGAUGGUGAAUCACUGUAUCCUACUCUUUCUGUGAUGAAUAUUUCUUGCUUGUUUCUGUAAUAAAUGGAUGUGCUUAAGAUUGUAGUAAA
Molecule: messenger RNA, 2070 nt
Organism: Capsella rubella
Lineage: Eukaryota; Viridiplantae; Streptophyta; Magnoliopsida; Brassicales; Brassicaceae
Product: pentatricopeptide repeat-containing protein At2g48000
Exons: 2
Coding region: 77-1498 (473 amino acids)
Molecular function (GO): protein binding; mRNA binding
Source: RefSeq, a predicted model, not a curated record